Molecule: messenger RNA, 3212 nt
Organism: Sus scrofa (pig)
Lineage: Eukaryota; Metazoa; Chordata; Mammalia; Artiodactyla; Suidae
Source: RefSeq, a predicted model, not a curated record
GCGGCCCCGGGAGCGACGCUGCUGCGAGCGCCGCGACGACCGAGCGGGCGCGCACUGAUUGGAGGCGCGGGCAGGCGCGCGCGCGCUACGGGGGCCGGCAGGAGGCGGUGGCGGCUGUUGGCCAAGGGUCCGGAGGCGGGGCCGCAAGCCUCGGGCGCUGUGAGCCCGGCGGGCCACGACUCGGCCGCGGCAGGGUGCAGGCAGAGGCCAUGGGUGACCGCAGCGGCGCGGGCGGCUCCCGGCGCCGGAGGACGGGGUCGCGGCCCUCCAGCCAGAGCGGCAGCGGGUUCGCGGCCGCAGAAGAGGAGGUGCGGGACGUAGGCGCCGGGGGGGACGCACCGACGCCGGACAAGGACAAGGACGGACACGACGAUGUGAGCAGCGGCCACUGGGAUCUGAGGUGCCACCGCCUGCAGGAUUCUUUGUUCAGUUCAGACAGUGGUUUCAGCAACUACCGUGGCAUCCUGAAUUGGUGUGUGGUCAUGCUGGUCUUGAGCAAUGCACGGCUGUUUCUAGAGAACCUCAUCAAGUACGGCAUCCUGGUAGACCCCAUCCAGGUGGUGUCUCUGUUCCUGAAGGACCCCUAUAGCUGGCCUGCCCUGUGCCUGGUUAUUGUGGCCAAUGUCUUUGCUGUGACUGCGUUCCAGGUGGAGAAGCGCCUGGCCGUGGGUGCCCUGACCGAGCAGGCGGGGCUGCUGAUCCACGUGGCCAACCUGGCCACCAUCCUCUGCUUCCCAGCGGCCGUGGCUUUCCUGCUGGAGUCCAUCACUCCAGUGGGCUCCCUGCUGGCUCUGAUGGUCUACGCCAUCCUCUUCCUCAAGCUGUUCUCCUACCGGGACGUCAACCUGUGGUGCCGAGAGCGCAGGGCUACUGCCAAGGCCAAGGCCGCUUCUGCAGGUAAGAAGGCCAACGGGGGCGCCGCCCAGCACAGCGUGAGCUACCCCGACAACCUGACCUACCGCGAUCUCUACUACUUCCUCCUGGCCCCGACUCUGUGCUACGAGCUCAACUUUCCCCGCUCCCCGCGCAUCCGAAAGCGCUUCCUGCUGCGGCGGCUCCUGGAGAUGCUGUUCCUCAUCCAGCUGCAGGUGGGGCUGAUCCAGCAGUGGAUGGUCCCCACCAUCCAGAACUCCAUGAAGCCCUUCAAGGACAUGGACUACUCACGCAUCAUCGAGCGCCUCCUGAAGCUGGCGGUGCCCAACCACCUCAUCUGGCUCAUCUUCUUCUACUGGCUCUUCCACUCCUGCCUGAACGCUGUGGCUGAGCUCAUGCAGUUUGGAGACCGGGAGUUCUACCGGGACUGGUGGAACUCGGAGUCUGUCACCUACUUCUGGCAGAACUGGAACAUCCCUGUACACAAGUGGUGCCUCAGACACUUCUACAAGCCCAUGCUCCGGCGGGGCAGCAGCAAGUGGGUAGCCAGGAUGGGGGUGUUCCUGGCUUCAGCCUUCUUCCACGAGGUCAGUGCUCUGCGGCGAGUCCUGCUCCGGCCUCGGGCGGGUGUGGCCUCGGGGUCCGCUGAUGCCCCCCUCUCGCUCCCCCAGUACCUGGUGAGCAUCCCUCUGCGCAUGUUCCGCCUCUGGGCCUUCACGGGCAUGAUGGCUCAGAUCCCGCUGGCUUGGAUAGUGGGCCGCUUCUUCCGUGGCAACUACGGCAACGCGGCUGUGUGGCUGUCGCUCAUCAUCGGGCAGCCGGUGGCCGUGCUCAUGUACGUCCAUGACUACUACGUGCUCCACCACGAGGCCCCGACAGCGGGGGCCUGAGCCGCUCCGGGCUGGCCCUCUGCACUGCCUGCGCUCCUCACUGCCUGCAGCCAGCGCCCCCGGUCCCGAGCUGGGGAGGGGCCUGGCUGGUCCAUGCUGCCUCCUGGCCCUCAGGAGGCCUCUCCGCCCCUAUGGGGCUCCCUCCUGCUCUCAGGAUGGCAGGCAGGCACAGGCCUCUGCCAGUGGGAGGUGCUGGUGCUCUGGAAGCGCUGCCCAUCUGCCCGAGGGUCCAAAGGUGUCAAUAAAGUGCUGUCCACGGCAACCUCCCUCAACCUGCUGGGCGUGGGGCUGGUGGGAGGCGGUGGCUGUGCCGUGUGUGUGUGUGUGUGUGUGGGGGGGGGGGGGGCUGGGUCCCUUUGGCCUCCUGGUGAUGGUGGCGGCGGUGGCGGUGGCGGCAGCAGCAGCAGCUUGGCCUGGAGGCUAAAGGCCCAGGUGUGGAGGAGUCAAGAGUCAGGGCCAGCAGAGGGUUCAAGACAAGGCCGCAGAGCUCAGAUAGGCCAGGCCCCUGGGGAGACGACAGGCACACCUGGGGCAGGCAUUGGCCUCCUGGAUGAGGCAGCUAGUCUGGCCCAGUCCUCCACCUGAGUGCCCACACUCUGUGCCCUGCAGUGCUGUGGCUUGAGGCCUGAUCCUUGAGCCCAGGGGGACCCCUGGCUCCCCUGGGCCUGCCCCACCCCUCCCCGGGUUCUCCUGGCCUUGGGCUGGGCAGUCCAUGGGCAGCCCGAGUGUUCCCAAGAGCCUGACGGGCAGGGGCUCUGGGCUCCUUUCCCCUCUUCCAGGGGUGUGCUCUCUGGGUGGGCUUCACAGCCUUGGCAGUAGCUGGGCGGUGGUCUUAGAGCUGCCCAGCCCAAGCCCGCAUCUCCUCUGGGCCACAGAGGCCUUGAAGGGGUGGCUAUGGGAGGGAUGCCCUUUGGACCCCAGGGCGGAGGGCCCUGCCAAGAGGACAGGCAGCAGCAGGCGAGCAGGUGUGGCGGGCGCCUGGGCCGGACUCCUACACUACAUGCUGCUUCCUUGGCUUCCCACCCAGAGGGUGGAGCUGUGUUCCUGACACCCCCUAGUGCCGACCACCCCCCACCCCUGCCAAAGCCAGUGAACACAGUGGGGUGGAUGCUGGGAAGGUACACAGGGAGCACCCGCCUGUCUACCCGGUGCUGUACCAAAGCGCUCUGAGCACCCGCGGGUCCGGCGGAGCCAGGCGAGCUGUGUGCAUCCACCCUCCCUCCAAGGCGGCUGCGCCCAGACCGCCAGCCCCUCUGACGGUGCCCCUCGCACCCCAGCACCCAGGCGGCGGAGGAAACAGACUGGGAGGCCACACACAGAGCCUGUCGUUUAUAGAUCUCUGCCUGUCUCGUCCGUCCGUCCGUCUGUCCACGCGUAUAUCUGUCUAUCUGUGCGGGAGGUGAAGGGGGAGUCUCGUGUAAAAAUCCAAAAUACAAUUCUAUGAACACC